CCACCAUUGUUUCAGGAAUUCACACAGAGCAUUUCCACUUUUCCAGCACCAUGUUUCAGGGCACAUAGCAGCAACACAUGAGCCGUAUGAAUGGUGACAGUCAGCAACUACACGCGAUUUGUUCGUUCACACUUCCAGCGUUUUCACGGUUUGUUCUGCGCUGUAGUGACAAGUUUGGCACUUGUUAUGUUUUAACUGUAGAUCGUUCAGGAAUAUAACGUGUGGACACUGCUGCAAGUCGAUAAAGUGUGCGUGGGGGUGGUAUAUGGAUGUGCGAUUUUCCUUCUCCCUCGUCGGGGGGUCUAAUUUCUCACAGUGAUCGUUGGAAGCUUUGAGAGAAUUUACGCACCAGCUCGUCUUCAUCCACGGCCACAGAUCGGGACAUUGUGGUUUCAGUGCAAGGUUGGGAUGGCAGAGGAAAUCCUGAACGAUUCCCUCCCAGAUUUAAACGAGCUGGAAAGUAAGAUUGGGAGGAAAACGCCAGAAAGUCUUCUGAUCUGGAUGAGAGAUGCAGCCGACUACGAAGACGGCUGGAGGUCUGAUGUCCUGAACAGAGAAGACCACAACUCCGCCUUCUGCGAUAGCUUAUCUGACAAAAUCAACAACUUAAAACAAGAGAUGAGGUGGCUCCGCUCUGCUGAUGUGAGGAUUCUGCGGCAGCUGGUGGCUGUGCAUGAAGGCAUUGAGGCCAUGCGCUGGCUGAUGGAGGACAGGGGCACUUUAACCAGUCGAGGCAGCAGCUUAACGGGAAGCCUAAGCAGCCUGGUGACUUUGGAUGAGCACGGGCCUUCGAUGUCUCCCUGCAGAGAAAGUCCAAGUCCAGCCUUUCCUCAGGAUUUGAAUGAGACCACCAGUGAGAAACCAGCAGAUCAAGGACCAUCUCACACUGAUUGUAGUGAUUCAAGCCGCUUUGAAAUGUUGACAUCAGAUUCAAGCAAAGCAAAAACUCCAAGUCCAUCCUCAUCCAAGUUUACAGCCAGUCAUUCAUCACAUGAAAGUCAUGGUCAGAAACAAGUUACUUCUGCCAGUAGUUUGGUUAGUGCCAAUGACCUAAGGUCAGAAAAACAGGACUUGAAUGCAGCUCAGCUGCAAAACAUCAAAAGUGGUGCUGAAACCAUCAGAAGAGCUCUGCAAAGAUCCAGCAGACGGAGAGAACUUAGAUUUGAUUCUGGUAGUUUUGCUCCUGGUAGAGAAUCAGGAGAAAAAAGCAAAGAGCCGCCAACUCAGCAAAGCUUAUCAGCAUCUCAGAGUAACACAGCGGAGGGGAAAAAGAGUUCAUCCAUUGAAGAGACAGUGUUGCCAGGCUAUGAUGCUCAGUGGUGCUGGGUUGAGUCACAGGAUGAUGUGACAUUUUUAUGAUCUUUUGUAAUAACAACUUAGAUUAAUAAACUUUAAAUUAAAGCCACUCCGAUCAACAGUAGACUAUCAGUGAUACAGAAGAAUUUAACUGAGCACUUUGAAACCCUGUGGUGGGAUAAGAUUGGUGGUAACUGAUUUAUGUGACAGGUCUGUCAAAGAUGUUGUUGAUGAUGUGUUUGACAGUUUUGUUUGUAUAUUUUAGGAGUCACAAAAGAAAAUUAAUGAAAAGAUUUUAAAGUAAUGCAAACUACAAAAUCUGAAGAGAAUGAAGUUAUAUGAUGCAUGUUACAUUUUUAUUUUAUUGACUUUAAAUAUCAAGUUCUUUUUUGUUUUUGUUUUUUUUUGU
This is a messenger RNA of Melanotaenia boesemani (Boeseman's rainbowfish), 1705 nucleotides long. RefSeq lists its product as uncharacterized. Gene Ontology annotation, biological process: positive regulation of cytokine production; positive regulation of canonical NF-kappaB signal transduction. Bases 409 to 1359 code for a protein of 316 amino acids. The transcript has 3 exons. NCBI's taxonomy places the organism in Eukaryota, Metazoa, Chordata, Actinopteri, Atheriniformes, Melanotaeniidae. The record is from RefSeq and is a predicted model, not a curated record.